Molecule: messenger RNA, 14557 nt
Organism: Aethina tumida (small hive beetle)
Lineage: Eukaryota; Metazoa; Arthropoda; Insecta; Coleoptera; Nitidulidae
Gene: Dhc64C
Product: dynein heavy chain, cytoplasmic
Exons: 19
Coding region: 518-14464 (4648 amino acids)
Biological process (GO): microtubule-based movement
Cellular component (GO): dynein complex
Molecular function (GO): ATP hydrolysis activity; minus-end-directed microtubule motor activity; ATP binding
Source: RefSeq, a predicted model, not a curated record
ACUAAAUUGCAACUAGAACAUAUGCAACAUACAUAUACUUUUAAUAAACUACUUAUGUAGUAUAUUGAUAAGAAAGUAAAUUUUAUUGUGCGUUUAAAUUAUCAGAAUGAUUUAAAUUAAAUACAGUAUACAAGUUUGAUACAUAAAUAACUAAAAAUAUGAAAAUGAUAUCGCAAUAAUAUAAGCUGUUUUAUUGAUCAGGUAUUCUGUGUACUCAUUGAAAGGGCGCAGCAGCAGGGUCAUUCUGCCUGUAUGAGUAAUUUAUACUUUAAUCCAGAGACAAUCCAGAUAACUUCUGGCAGACUAUCAGUCUCCCUAUUAAAAUACAAAAAGUGUUAUUUAUACUAAAACUGAGAAUCACAAUUGGCAACGCUGCAACAGCUUGUCUUUAGACAUACGGUAACGUCAUUGGCGUUUGUAUUGUCAGUGAUUUGACGUUUCCAAUUAGGUUAGGUCGAGUCCGUUAUAUUGUCAUAUAUUAUUCGUGUCCAGUGUAUGUUAUACGUUUUUUGUACCAAUGGGCGAUUCUCUCGAAGGGAGCGAUAGCGCCCCAGAGACGCAAAAUGUCGCUAUUGUAGAUUUUACGGCGUUUUCGAAUUUUAUUCUGAAAGCAGCUACCGUGUUAUUGCCGGAGGACGAUGGUCAAGCCGAACCCACCAAUCUAAAUGCCGCGUUGGACGAUAAGACCAACCAGGAGUGCAUAAGGAAGUUUUUAAGCGAUCCUCAAGUUCAAACAUUGUACAUCCAGCGCAACUCAUCCAAAGAUGAUGACAAUGAUCAACCACCAGAAGGUGAAGAGGAAAAAGAGCCUGUCACUUAUUAUAUCAGCAAUGAGGUCCACUACAGCAGCUCGAAGAUGUCCAGUUUGGUGUGCAUUAAACGGGCUGCUGUUAUUGAGGCUGACAAGAGCAUUCGGGCUCAAGUGCGCCUCCUCAACUUUAGUGAUGGCUCCCCAUAUGAAAUUCUGCAUUCAUAUGUCAGCAAAACUGUGGCUCCUUUCUUUAAAUCAUAUGUGAAGGAGUCUGGAAGAGCAGACAGAGAUGGAGAUAAAAUGGCACCAGCAGUUGAGAAGACCAUUGCUGAAUUGGAAAUGGGUCUUUUACAUCUUCAACAGAACAUUGAUAUCCCAGAAAUAUCCCUUCCAGUCCAUCCUUAUGUUGCCAGUUUGAUAAAGCAGUGUGCAGAUGAAGGUCGAAAACCAAAGGUUGCGGACUUUAGCGACAAAGUUGAAGAUUCAAACUUCUUAAAUCAGCUCCAACAUGGAGUAAAUAGAUGGAUUAAGGAGAUCCAGAAAGUUACCAAACUAGAUAGAGAUCCUUCGUCUGGAACGGCACUUCAAGAAAUUAGUUUCUGGUUAAAUUUGGAGAGAGCGUUGUACCGCAUUCAAGAGAAAAGAGAAAGCAUGGAAGUUGCGUUGACUCUAGACAUUUUAAAGCACGGUAAACGUUUCCACGCAACUGUUUCUUUUGAUACUGAUACUGGGUUGAAACAAGCCAUUGCUACUGUCAAUGAUUAUAAUCCUUUAAUGAAGGACUUUCCCAUUAACGAUUUGUUGGCAGCCACAGAAUUGGAAAGAAUCAGAGCCUCUGUCCAAUUAAUUUUUGUGCAUUUAAAGAAGGUACGUUUCACCAAGUAUCCUAUCCAACGGUGCUUAAGAUUGGUGGAAGCCAUCUCCAGAGAUGUCGGCAGCCAAUUAUUAAAAGUUCUGGGCACUAGACGUCUCAUGCAUAUUCCUUUUGAUGAAUUCGAAAAAGUUAUGACACAAUGUUUCGAUGUUUUUGCUAUUUGGGAAGAUGAGUAUGAGAAACUUCAAGCCAUUUUAAGAGAUAUUAUGAAAAAGAAGCGUGAUGAACACAUCAAAAUGGUGUGGAGGAUUGCGGCCCAUCACAAGAAACUCCAGAGCAGAAUGGAACAAAUGCGCAAGUUUAGAAGGCAACACGAGCAGUUGCGCACCGUAAUCGUUAGAGUUUUAAGACCUACUGUCCGUGAAACGGCAGUUCCAAUUGAAGGAGAAGAUUUGGAACCACCAAAACCAACAUUUUCCCUUGAUGCUGCAGAUGCCAAUGCCAUAGAGGAAGUCAAUUUGGCCUAUGAAAAUGUAAAAGAAGUGGACUGCCUUGAUAUCUCCAAGGAAGGUCAAGAUGCUUGGGAUGCGGCGGUUCAACGUUACGAGGAACGCAUCGACAGAGUGGAAACUCGCAUCACCGCACAUUUGCGUGAUCAGCUAGGCACAGCUAAAAAUGCCAACGAAAUGUUCAGAAUCUUCUCCAGGUUUAAUGCCCUAUUCGUUCGGCCUCAUAUAAGAGGUGCCAUUAGAGAGUACCAAACCCAUCUAAUCCAAAGAGUUAAGGAUGACAUAGAAGCUUUGCAUGAGAAGUUCAAGGUGCAGUAUCCUCAGAGCAACAGUGCUCGGAUCAGUAAAGUCCGUGAUUUACCACCUGUGGCCGGUUCCAUCGUUUGGGCGAAGCAAAUUGAUCAUCAACUUACAACUUACCUCAGAAGAGUUGAAGACGUUCUGGGCAGAGGCUGGGAGAAUCACAUUGAUGGUCAAAAGUUGAAGGCUGACGGUGACAGUUUCCGCCUCAAACUCAACACACAGGAAAUCUUCGACGAUUGGGCAAGAACUGUGCAGCAACGAAACCUCGGUGUAUCCGGUAGGAUUCUGACAAUUGAAGCAGUACGAUCCAGAAGCGGCAGGGGCAACAUGCUGAAACUUAAGGUCAACUUUUUACCAGAAAUUAUUACUUUAGCCAAGGAAGUGAGGAACUUGAAAUGUCUAGGAUUUAGAGUUCCUUUGGCGAUCGUCAACAAGGCUCAUCAAGCCAACCAAUUAUACCCGUUUGCUAUAUCGCUCAUCGAAAGCGUUAGGACCUAUGAAAUGACAUUGGAAAAGAUUGAAGAUAAAGUCAGCAUUAUCCCCUUGGUAGCUGGAAUGAGAAAAGAAGUACAACAAUUGAUUGCUGAUGGAAUUCAAUUAGUCUGGGAGAGCUACAAACUCGAUCCCUAUGUGCAAAAAUUGUCCGAUACCGUAGUAAGUUUCCAAGAGCGAGUCGAAGAGUUGGUUAUUGUUGGUGAACAACUCGACGUAGACGUUCGAUCUCUCGAAACAUGCCCAUAUUCAGCCAACACCUUUGCUGAUAUCCUCUCAAAGAUUCAACACGCUGUUGAUGAUCUGUCCUUAAAACAAUAUUCAAAUUUGCACAUUUGGGUGUCUAGAUUGGAUGAAGAAGUCGAAAAGAACUUGGCUCGACGUCUACAAGCUGGCAUUGAAGCAUGGACUGAUGCCCUAAACGGCCAGAAAAAAGAAAUAGAUCACAGUAUGGACACAGAUGCUCCAGCACAACCAACUCACAAGCCCGGAGGUGAUCCACAAAUCCAAGUGGUUGUGCAUGAAGUGAGAAUUACAAACCAAAUGAUGUAUCUGUAUCCUAGCAUUGAAGAAGCGCACUUCCAAAUUAUGCAACAACUAUUUGCUUGGCAGGCUAUUGUCACGUCCCAACAAAGAUUGCAAAGCAGUCGUUAUCAGGUUGGCGUAGAUAAACCGGUCACCGAAACGUACAGAAAUAUUUUAACUAAGUUACCUGGUAACUCCGCACCUCUAAACAACGCUUACGAAGCCAUCGAUUCAAAGAUAAAGGAAAUUCAGAAGUACGUUGGUGAAUGGCUUACUUACCAAGCACUUUGGGAUCUGCAAGCUGAUAAUCUUUAUGGAAAUCUUGGAGAAGAUAUUAGCCAAUGGAUGGAAUGUUUAAAUGACAUCAAAAAAACAAGGACAACAUUCGAUACGUCCGACACUCGCCGCGAGUUUGGACCUGUAGUUAUUGAUUUUGCUAAAGUUCAAAGCAAGGUGUCUCUAAAAUACGAUUCAUGGCAUAAGGAAACCUUAAGUAAAUUUGGUACAUUGUUGGGUAACGAAAUGGCCACAUUCCAUACAAAUGUUUCAAAAUCUAGAUCGGAUUUGGAAUUGCAGAGCAUAGAGGCCGCUAGCACUUCAGAUGCUGUUAGCUUUAUAACAUAUGUACAGCAGUUGAAGCGUAAUAUGAAAGCUUGGGAGAAACAAGUCGAAGUAUACAGAGAAGGUCAACGUAUCUUAGAAAGACAAAGAUUCCAGUUCCCCACAAGUUGGUUGCAUGUUGAAAAUUUAGAAGGAGAGUGGGGUGCAUUUAACGAAAUUAUCAAAAGAAAGGAUUCAUCUAUACAAACGCAGGUGGCUAGUUUGCAACAAAAGAUUGUGUCUGAAGAUAAGGCUGUCGAAUGUCGCACGAAUGACUUCUUGGGCGACUGGGAGAAGUGCAAACCAGUCGAGGGACACCUUAAGCCCGACGAAGCUUUGCAACAAUUGCAACUGUUCGAGAGUAAAUUCACAAGACUCAAGGAAGAACGAGAUAACGUUGCCAAAGCCAAGGAAGCAUUGGAAUUACAAGAACCAGGUGGUAUUAGCACCAGCGAAGACCGUAUGCAAGUUGUAUUCGAAGAAUUGCAAGACUUACGAGGAGUGUGGUCUGAACUAUCCAGAAUUUGGACUCAAAUCGAUGAAACUAGAGAAAAGCCUUGGUUAUCCGUACAACCCAGGAAACUGCGCCAACAGUUGGAUGCCAUGUCGAAUCAGUUGAAAGAAUUGCCAGCUCGAUUGCGUCAGUAUGCUUCAUAUGAGUACGUUAAGAAAACUCUUCAGACAUACAUGAAGGUGAACAUGAUGAUUGUCGAACUGAAAUCUGAUGCCUUGAAAGAACGUCACUGGAAACAACUAAUGAAACAACUCCGAGUUAACUGGGUAUUGUCAGAUUUAACGCUCGGACAAGUUUGGGAUGUCAACUUACAGAAGAACGAAUCCAUCGUAAAAGAUAUAAUUUUAAUUGCACAAGGAGAAAUGGCUUUAGAAGAAUUUUUGAAACAAGUACGUGAAUCCUGGCAGACAUACGAGCUGGAUUUAAUUAACUAUCAGAAUAAAUGCAAACUGAUCCGUGGAUGGGACGAUCUCUUUAACAAAGUCAAGGAACAUAUUAAUUCAGUGGCCGCAAUGAAGUUGUCACCCUAUUACAAAGUCUUUGAAGAAGAGGCUCUUACCUGGGAAGAAAAACUAAACAGAAUUAACGCCUUAUUUGAUGUUUGGAUUGACGUUCAAAGAAGAUGGGUGUAUCUUGAAGGCAUAUUUUCGGGAAGCGCUGACAUUAAAACACUGCUUCCUGUAGAAACAUCAAGGUUCCAAAGUAUCAGUUCCGAAUUUUUGGGUCUAAUGAAGAAGGUCAGCAAAUCUCCAAUGGUUGUGGAUGUUCUCAACAUUCCAGGUGUUCAAAGGGCACUGGAAAGAUUAGCCGACCUGCUUGGAAAAAUCCAAAAAGCCCUCGGCGAGUAUUUGGAAAGAGAACGUACUUCUUUCCCACGUUUCUACUUCGUUGGUGACGAAGAUUUACUAGAAAUCAUUGGAAACAGCAAAAAUAUUGCUAGACUACAGAAGCACUUCAAAAAAAUGUUUGCUGGUGUGGCCUCUAUAAUUCUUAAUGAAGAUAAUACAAUUAUCAAAGGUAUUGCCUCCAGAGAGGGUGAGGAAGUUAUCUUUGCAAAACCUGUUUCAACUGUUGAACAUCCUAAAAUCAACGAGUGGUUGACCCUUGUUGAAAAAGAAAUGAGAGUAACACUAGCUUCCAGUCUGGCUCAAGCAGUAUUAGAUAUCAAACAGUUCAAAAAUGAUAUUGAUCCAAAGUUAUAUAUGGAAUGGGUUGACAAAUAUCAGGCCCAAAUAGUUGUACUUGCAGCUCAAAUCUUGUGGAGUGAGGACGUAGAGGCUGCUUUGCUGAAAAUGAACGGUGAACCACAAAAAGGACCACUGGAAAAAGUUUUACAACAGGUGGAGAAUACUUUAAAUGUGUUGGCUGAUUCGGUACUUCAAGAACAACCUCAACUAAGAAGGAAAAAACUUGAACAUUUAAUUAAUGAAUUCGUGCACAAGCGAACUGUAACACGUAGAUUGAUCGCAAAUGGUGUGUGCAGUAGCAAAGCCUUUGAAUGGUUGUGUGAAAUGAGAUUCUACUUUGAUCCUAGACAAACAGAAGUUCUUAAACAACUUACAAUUCACAUGGCCAAUGCAAGAUUCUACUAUGGAUUUGAAUAUUUAGGUGUUCAAGAUAGGCUUGUACAAACUCCCUUGACUGAUAGGUGUUACUUGACAAUGACUCAAGCUUUGGAAGCAAGAUUGGGAGGUUCUCCGUUUGGACCCGCAGGUACUGGUAAAACAGAAUCAGUUAAAGCUCUUGGUAACCAACUGGGUCGUUUUGUUCUCGUAUUUAAUUGCGAUGAAACAUUCGAUUUCCAGGCCAUGGGAAGAAUUUUCGUUGGUUUGUGCCAAGUAGGAGCUUGGGGUUGCUUCGAUGAAUUUAACAGAUUGGAAGAGAGAAUGUUGUCUGCUGUUUCCCAACAGAUUCAGACAAUUCAAGAAGCCUUAAAAUCUCAGAAAGAAGCUGCUGGCGAAGGAACAGCCACAGGUAGCAUUAGCGUGGAACUAGUCGGUAAACAAGUCAGAGUUUCACCAGAUAUGGCUAUUUUCAUUACGAUGAAUCCUGGAUAUGCAGGAAGAUCUAACCUGCCUGAUAACUUGAAAAAACUGUUCAGAUCUUUGGCCAUGACCACGCCAGACAGACAACUCAUCGCUGAAGUUAUGUUGUUCUCUCAAGGUUUCCGAACGGCUGAAAAAUUGGCGUCGAAAAUUGUACCAUUCUUCAAAUUGUGUAACGAACAACUGUCCAAUCAAUCUCACUACGACUUCGGUUUGCGUGCCUUGAAAUCGGUACUCAUUUCUGCUGGUAACGUGAAGAGAGACAGAAUUCAAAAAAUUAAAGAAGGAAUGAAUCAGAGAGGUGACACUAACAUAGAUGAAGCCAGCAUAGCAGAAAACUUACCUGAACAGGAAAUUCUGAUUCAAUCUGUAUGUGAAACUAUGGUUCCCAAACUGGUUGCAGAGGAUAUACCAUUAUUGUUCAGUCUACUAAACGAUGUAUUCCCCAACGUACAGUACACAAGAGCUGAAAUGAAAGGACUUAAGGAUGAAAUUAGAAAGGUGUGCGCUGAAGAAUAUCUGGUUUGCGGAGAAGGAGAUGAACAAGGAUCUGCGUGGAUGGAGAAGGUUUUACAACUAUACCAAAUAUCCAACCUUAAUCAUGGUCUUAUGAUGGUUGGCCCAAGCGGUUCGGGUAAAAGUACAGCAUGGAGAGUAUUGCUUAAGGCCCUGGAAAGAUUCGAGGGUGUGGAAGGCGUUGCCCAUGUCAUAGAUCCUAAAGCCAUCAGCAAAGAAGCCCUUUAUGGUGUGCUCGAUCCUAAUACCAGAGAAUGGACCGAUGGUCUUUUCACUCAUAUCCUAAGGAAAAUUAUUGAUAACGUACGUGGAGAGAUUAAUAAGAGGCAAUGGAUUAUAUUUGACGGCGACGUCGAUCCUGAAUGGGUCGAAAAUUUGAAUUCAGUUCUUGAUGAUAACAAACUGUUGACACUUCCUAACGGUGAACGUCUGUCUCUUCCACCGAACGUGAGGAUUAUGUUUGAAGUCCAAGAUCUUAAAUACGCCACGUUAGCCACUGUAUCCCGUUGCGGUAUGGUCUGGUUCUCGGAAGACGUAUUGUCAACCGAAAUGAUUUUCGAGAAUUACUUACUCCGACUGAAAAACAUUUCUCUGGAAGAAGGUGAAGAUGACACUUUCGGCAAGAAGAACGAUAAUAAGGAAGACAUGCUUUCACCAUCAUUACAAAUUCAAGUUGAUGUAGCUAACAUGCUGCAGUCUUAUUUCACUCCCGAUGGUCUUGUAGUAAGAGCACUCGAACAUGCUAUGGAACAAGAACACAUAAUGGACUUCACCAGAUUAAGAGCUCUCAGCUCAUUAUUCUCAAUGUUAAAUCAAGCUGUUAGGAAUAUUCUUCAAUACAACCACAGCCACUCGGAUUUCCCAAUGGCCAACGAACAGAUGGAACUUUACAUUCCGAAAUGUUUAGUUUACGCUUUGUUAUGGAGUUUUUCGGGAGAUGCAAAAUUGAAAGUAAGGUCGGAUUUGGGCGAUUUCAUUCGUUCUGUUACGACCGUACCACUCCCACCAGAUCCAAAUGUUGCCAUCAUCGAUUUCGAAGUUAACAUAAAUGGCGAAUGGAGUCCAUGGUCCAAUAAGGUUCCACAAAUAGAGGUCGAGACACACAAAGUGGCAUCCCCCGACAUUGUCGUGCCUACAUUAGAUACUGUACGACAUGAAUCGCUCUUAUAUACAUGGCUGGCAGAACACAAACCUCUUGUACUUUGUGGUCCACCUGGUUCUGGAAAGACUAUGACAUUGUUUUCGGCUCUCAGAGCUUUGCCCGACAUGGAAGUUGUGGGUUUGAACUUCUCAUCCGCUACUACUCCUGAAUUACUAUUGAAAACGUUCGAUCAUUAUUGUGAAUACAGAAAAACACCUAAUGGAGUCGUAUUGGCGCCGAUACAGUUAGGAAAAUGGUUAGUAUUGUUCUGUGACGAAAUCAAUUUGCCAGAUAUGGACAACUACGGCACACAAAGAGUCAUCAUGUUCUUACGUCAAAUCGUCGAACAAAAGGGAUUCUAUCGUGCUUCAGACCAAACGUGGGUGUCUUUGGAACGUAUUCAGUUUGUAGGAGCCUGUAAUCCUCCCACUGACCCAGGCAGAAAACCUUUGUCGCACAGAUUCUUACGUCACGUACCAGUAAUUUACGUGGAUUACCCAGGAGAGACUUCACUGAAACAGAUUUAUGGCACAUUCACCAGAGCCAUGUUAAGAUUAACGCCUGGACUUCGAGGAUAUGCCGAGCCACUGACAAACGCCAUGGUCGAAUUUUAUCUGGCUUCCCAAGACAGGUUCACUCAAGACAUGCAACCUCAUUAUGUAUACUCACCUCGUGAAAUGACUCGUUGGGUGAGAGGAAUCUGCGAAGCCAUUAGACCUUUGGAUAACCUGGCUGUUGAAGGUUUAGUCAGACUUUGGGCUCAUGAAGCCUUGAGGUUAUUCCAAGACAGGCUGGUUGAAGACGCUGAACGCAGAUGGACUAAUGAAAACAUUGACGCAGUUGCGUUAAAACAUUUCCCAUCAGCCAACUGUGAAAAUGCUUUGGAAAGACCUAUUUUAUACAGUAAUUGGUUAUCCAAGGAUUAUGUCCCUGUAGAUAGAGAGCAACUGAGAGAGUAUGUUAAGGCUAGACUAAAGGUAUUCUAUGAAGAAGAACUGGAUGUUCCUUUGGUGCUGUUCGACGAGGUACUUGAUCAUGUUUUGAGAAUCGAUAGAAUAUUCCGUCAGCCACAAGGUCACCUGCUAUUAAUCGGUGUCUCCGGAGCAGGAAAGACCACUUUGUCUAGAUUUGUGGCCUGGAUGAACGGCCUGUCCAUCUUCCAAAUUAAAGUACACAACAAAUAUACCGCUGAAGAUUUCGAUGAAGAUUUAAGAUCAGUUUUAAGAAGAAGCGGUUGCAAGGAUGAGAAGAUCGCAUUCAUUUUAGAUGAAUCCAAUAUGUUAGAUUCAAGUUUCUUGGAAAGAAUGAAUACCUUGCUUGCUAAUGGAGAAGUACCUGGUCUCUUUGAAGGUGACGAAUACACCACACUGAUGACACAAUGUAAAGAGGGCGCUCAAAGAGAAGGUUUAAUGUUAGAUUCCAAUGACGAAUUGUACAAAUGGUUUACUCAACAAGUAAUGCGUAACUUGCACGUCGUUUUCACGAUGAAUCCAUCAACUGAUGGUCUGAAAGACAGAGCGGCCACUUCACCUGCCUUGUUCAACAGAUGCGUUCUAAACUGGUUCGGUGAUUGGUCAGAUGGCGCCUUGUUCCAAGUCGGCAAAGAGUUUACCAACCGUUUAGAUCUCGAUAAACCCACAUGGAAAACGCCAGAUUUCUUCCCGGCUGUUUGCACACACAUUUCAGCAACUCCAAAUCAUAGAGAAGCUGUAAUUAACGCAUGUGUGUAUGUGCAUCAAACCCUGCACAAGGCAAACGCCCGCUUGGCUAAAAGAGGUGGCAGAACUAUGGCUAUUACACCUCGUCAUUACCUCGAUUUCAUUCAUCAUUUCGUAAAGUUGCAUAACGAGAAACGGUCCGACUUGGAGGAACAACAACUCCACUUAAAUGUCGGUCUGAGUAAAAUCGCCGAAACCGUGGAACAGGUAGAGGAAAUGCAAAAGAGCUUGGCUGUAAAAUCGCAAGAGCUGCAGGCCAAAAACGAAGCGGCCAACGCCAAAUUGAAGCAAAUGGUUAAGGAUCAACAGGAGGCUGAGAAGAAAAAAGUACAGAGUCAAGAAAUCCAGCAACAAUUGGCUGAGCAAACGGUUCACAUUGAACAAAAGAGGACCGAAGUCAUGGCAGAUCUCGCCCAAGUCGAACCUGCUGUCAUCGAUGCUCAAACAGCUGUGAAGUCGAUCAAAAAACAACAACUGGUUGAGAUCCGUACGAUGGCCAAUCCCCCUGCCAUCGUAAAACUGGCUCUAGAGUCCAUUUGCUUGCUCCUGGGCGAGAACGCAAGCGACUGGAAGUCUAUCAGGGCAGUGAUUAUGCGCGAUAACUUCAUCAAUACAGUAGUCAACAAUUUCAAUACAGAAGACAUUAGCGAUGAUGUGCGUGAAAAAAUGAAGUCAAAAUAUUUGAGUAAUCCUGAGUAUAAUUUCGAGAAAGUUAACCACGCCAGUAAUGCUUGUGGUCCUCUAGUUAAAUGGGCCAUGGCUCAGGUUCAGUACGCUGACAUGUUAAAGAAAGUUGAACCUUUGCGUCAAGAAUUGAGCUCUCUGGAAAAACAAGCCGAAACUAACAAACUGCGAGGCGAAGAAGUUAAAAAUCUAAUUGCCCAACUUGAACACAGCAUCGCUUCGUACAAGGAGGAGUACGCUCAAUUAAUUGCACAAGCCCAAGCCAUUAAAACAGACUUGGAAAAUGUACAAGCUAAAGUUGACAGAUCAAUUGCCUUGUUGAAGUCAUUAGUGAUUGAAAGGGAAAGAUGGGAAGCCACCAGUGAGACCUUCAGGUCACAGAUGUCAACAAUUAUUGGUGACGUUCUAUUAUCUGCUGCGUUUAUUGCGUACGGUGGUUACUUUGAUCAGCACUACCGACAGAACUUAUUCACCACCUGGUCGCAACAUUUGACUCAGGCUAACAUUCAAUACAGGCCGGACAUCGCUAGAACGGAAUACCUAUCGAAUCCCGAUGAAAGAUUAAGAUGGCAAGCAAAUGCUUUACCAACUGAUGAUUUGUGUACUGAAAACGCUAUUAUGUUGAAGAGAUUCAACAGAUAUCCACUCAUUAUCGAUCCGUCUGGUCAGGCUACCGAGUAUAUCAUGAACGAAUUUAAAGACAAAAAGAUCACCAAAACCAGUUUCUUGGAUGAUUCCUUCAGAAAGAAUCUGGAGUCGGCUCUACGUUUUGGUAAUCCACUUUUGGUACAAGAUGUUGAAAACUACGAUCCAAUUUUGAACCCUGUUCUGAAUAGGGAAUUGAGACGAACUGGUGGUCGUGUGUUGAUCACAUUAGGCGAUCAAGAUAUUGAUUUGUCUCCAUCAUUCGUCAUAUUCUUGUCUACUAGAGAUCCAACAGUGGAAUUCCCACCUGAUAUUUGUUCGAGAGUCACCUUCGUUAACUUUACCGUCACGAGAAGUUCUUUACAGAGUCAGUGCUUGAAUCAAGUGCUUAAGGCGGAACGUCCAGAUAUCGAUGCUAAACGUUCUGACUUGUUGAAACUACAGGGCGAAUUCCACUUGAGGCUGAGACAAUUAGAAAAAUCGCUGCUGCAGGCACUUAAUGACGCGAAAGGAAAGAUUUUGGAUGAUGAUAGUGUAAUUACAACACUGGAGACAUUGAAACAGGAAGCCGCUGAAAUUGGACAGAAAGUCGAAGAAACCGACAAAGUUAUAUCAGAAAUUGAAAUGGUGUCUCAACAAUACAUGCCAUUAUCACAGGCCUGCAGUAAUACAUACUUCACAAUGGACAGUCUUAAUCAAGUUCACUUCUUGUACCAGUACUCACUUAAGAUGUUCCUUGACAUGUUCAGUACGGUGCUUCUCAAUAAUCCACAGUUGAACGGCGUGUCAGAUUAUCAACAGAGACUGAAUAUAAUUACUAAAGAUCUAUUCUCAGUUGUUUAUGAAAGAAUUGCAAGAGGAAUGUUGCAUAAUGACAGGCUUACAUUCGCCCUACUUUUGUGUCGUAUUUACCUUAAAGGUUUACCUUCAGAACAAAAUCUUGACCAAGAAUUUAAUUUCUUCCUCAGAGGUAAAGAAGGUGUAUUUACUUCUGGUUCUAACAACAUUGUUGAAGGCUUAAACAGUGAACAGCAAGAAGCAAUGACCAGACUGGCUUCUCGGUUGCCGGCCUUCAAAAAACUACCAGAAAAGAUCCGUGACAUGCCUGAAUUCGGGGCUUGGCUACAACAAAGCACACCAGAACAGUGCGUGCCCGGCUUGUGGAUUGAGGAGAAACAACUUAGUCCUAUCGGUACUUCCAUGUACCAGCUCCUCGCUAUUCAAGCUUUCAGACCUGAUCGGGUUAUUGCUGCGGGUACCCUCUUUGUUUCCGCCGUUUUGGGUGCUGAUUUCAUGCCUAGCGCCGAAACCGAAUUGGAUCUGGCGGCCUGUGUAGAAAAACAAAUUCGUGCUCAUGUCCCAGCUCUGCUUUGUUCCGUACCUGGAUUCGAUGCAUCUGGUAGAGUGGAUGACUUGGCGGCAGAACUCAACAAACAAAUAUCAAGCAUCGCUAUUGGUUCAGCUGAAGGUUUCAACCAAGCUGACAGAGCUAUCAAUAUGGCCUGUAAGACCGGAAGGUGGGUUAUGCUUAAGAACGUUCACCUAGCGCCUCAAUGGUUAGUCCAACUUGAAAAGAAACUACAUUCUCUUCAACCUCAUGCUGGCUUCCGACUUUUCCUCACCAUGGAGAUCAAUCCGAAGUUACCAGUCAAUUUACUUCGUGCUGGUCGUAUAUUUGUGUUUGAACCUCCACCGGGCAUCAGGGCAAAUCUGUUACGUACAUUUAGCACUGUACCAGCAGGGCGCAUGAUGAAAGCACCUAAUGAAAGAGCUAGAUUAUAUUUCCUACUCGCCUGGUUCCAUGCUAUUGUACAAGAAAGGUUGAGAUAUGCACCUUUGGGCUGGGCCAAACACUACGAAUUCAGUGAAAGCGAUCUGAGAGUCGCAUGUGAUACAUUGGAUACAUGGAUUGACUCAACAGCCAUGGGUCGUACCAAUUUACCACCAGAAAAGGUGCCGUGGGAUGCUUUGGUAACAUUAUUGUCUCAGUCCAUAUACGGAGGCAAGAUUGACAACGAUUUCGAUCAGAGAUUGUUGCACUCAUUUUUGAAAAAACUUUUUACUCCAAGAAGUUUCGAAGGAGAUUUCGCUCUGGUGGCCAACAUUGAUAACGGACCUGGAGGAAAUAGGCAUAUUACAAUGCCCGAUGGUACACGAAGGGACCAUUUCUUGAAAUGGAUCGAAAGCUUGGCUGAUAGACAGACACCAGCAUGGUUGGGAUUACCUAAUAACGCAGAGAAGGUACUGUUGACUACCAGAGGUACGGACCUCGUCAGCAAACUAUUAAAAAUGCAACAACUGGAAGACGAUGAUGAGUUGGCAUACUCUAUGGACGAGAGCUCGCCGGAUCCAGAAAAAGUAGACGGCAGACCCUCUUGGAUGAAGACCUUACACAAUUCAGCUCUUACAUGGCUACAACUACUACCCAAAUCUCUGCAAACUCUCAAGCGUACCGUUGAGAACAUUAAAGAUCCUCUGUACCGUUAUUUUGAAAGAGAAGUUAAUACUGCUUCCAAGUUACUUUUGGAUGUCAUUCACGACUUGAAUGAUGUUUUACUGAUUUGCCAGGGCGACAAAAAGCAAACCAACUAUCACAGAACAAUGUUGGGAGAAUUAGUAAGAGGAAUAAUUCCACUUAACUGGCACAAAUACACAGUGCCCAAGGGUUGCACUGUCAUACAAUGGAUAACUGAUUUCAGUCAGAGAGUUAAACAGUUGCAACAAGUGUCGCAAGUUGUUUCGUCAUCAGGUGCAAAGGAGCUACAGAGAUUCCCAGUUUGGUUGGGUGGGUUGUUAAAUCCUGAAGCAUACAUUACAGCAACUAGGCAAUGUGUGGCUCAAGCAAAUAGUUGGCCUCUGGAAGAGUUACAUUUGGAAGUGACGAUCACUGAUACAAACGAUAAGUCAUCCAUUCCCAGUGAUUGUUUCGCAAUAGUUGGAAUUAAGUUGCAAGGUGCCCAGUGCAGAAAUAAUCAAUUGCUGCUGACAUCCAGCAUAAUGUUGGAGUUACCAAUAACUUUACUGAGAUGGGUUCGAAUCACUGGCGAUGAAAAAAUUAAGGACAGUAGGCUUUCACUUCCUAUUUAUUUGAACUCCACUCGUACUGAGCUUUUGUACACUGUGGAUUUGAACAUCGCUCCUGGUCAAGAUCCUCAUAGUUUCUAUGAGAGAGGCGUUGCUUUACUUACAUCCACUGCUCUUAACUAAUGUAAUCCAACUUAUUUUAAUCUCAUAUAUAAUUGUGCUAUUUAUGUAUCUAGCAAUAUCCAAUAAGUGAAAAUAUAUUAAUUAUAGAAAUAA